Molecule: messenger RNA, 3771 nt
Organism: Linum trigynum
Lineage: Eukaryota; Viridiplantae; Streptophyta; Magnoliopsida; Malpighiales; Linaceae
Source: the annotation of a GenBank genome assembly
ACUGCAUCAACUCUAUAAAAUGAACUCCGUUGCAUGCAUUCGAUGCGGCAAAACAACAAUCAAAACCCACAAAAAAAAAAAAAAAUGGCACCACCACCACCGCCAUCAAUUUUCUUCCUCGGGAUAAUGUUCCUCCUGAUGAUUCAUUGCGCCCACGGUUUCGAGUUCAACUGCCUCUGCAACCCUGACUCGUUCGAGGCCAGCGACCUCCGAAACCUGUGCGUGUCUAACCUCUUAGACGCCUUGGCCGGGUCGAUAGGCCACCCUCCGAGCUACGGCGACUUUUACCACCAAGUUGAUUGCUCUGGCUGGCCGGUGUACGGUCACAGGUGGGUGGAUAACCUAAAACCUUACGCCGACAACUGUCUUGUUCAGGCCAAAAAUGUUAUCAAGGAUAGCUGCGCGCACAGACAAGGCGCUGACGUCUCUUCUGGUGAUACUUGUCGCAUGAGGUUCGAGCUUUAUGAUUUUCGUUAUUAGGGUUUCUCCCUUUGGAAAUUUCGAUAUAUGAUGAGCAAGCUUUCGCGAUGGUGGGAAGUAUCAAUUAACCAAGCGACGACGAAAGAUUAUCCUGUCAUUUUCUACUUCUCUAAUCUCUAUAUAUGUAUGCAUGUCUUACCUUAUAUAAUUACGUACCAGUAAAGAUUGACAAGAAGGUGGGUCUUUGUGUUGUCAUCACUAUUCACUUGCUCAUCUUUGGAUUUGGUCUUGGUCUCAAUUAGGAGAUUCGAUUUGAUCAAAAUUCACAUGCUUAAUCAUAUUAAUCACUUUCACUUAAUCACAUUAAUGAUAUUGGCAUACUAAUCAUAAUUCUAAAUUUGCCUACUUAAUCAUUCUAAGCUUGUGAAUCACAUUCGCAUAAUAAUAAUCAUAAUUACAUCACGCACUAAUAAUUAUAACUUAAUUGAAAAUUAACCCGAUCGCCCAGGACAAGAAUGGUCAAAGACCAGGCUGACCUAGGACCAGAUCGGUCAAAGGUCCAAACAACCGAAGACAGUUGGACGAUACAAGUUACCUUGGUCUUAUACGGGUUGAUUUCGCGCUAGGUCGGGAAUAGGGAUAGACAAUAAAAUUUACUGAAAAUUAUAUGUACAUUCUUAUGUAUGAUAAUGUUGAAUGUACGGGACGUACAUCUAUUACUUUCAUUUGAUUGCCAAAAAAAUAAUUUAUUACACUAUAAAUGGAAUCCUCACUUGAAAUAAUUUAUAUUUAGAAAAAGGACACAUCUAGUUUCAACUCAUGGCUCAGCCGCUAAUCUUUGGGUGUCCAACAAUAUAAUUUGAUAAUCACGGUUCAAAUGUAUAGAAAUUUUGCAAAUCAAAAUAAAUCUCCAGUGCAUUCAUCUUUGUCAAUUUAAUGCUUUUUUUUUAAGAUUCGCAAAAUUAAUGAGAUCGAGGAUUGGUUCAUCUUAUAUUAGGUUCUGUUUUGACUACUUCAGUGAUCAUUUGGCUCUAUUUGAUCCAGUGUGAAUCAAAGAGUUGCUACCCUAUGUAUAUUUUAUAUUCAUUUGUAUAAUCCUAUUCAAUCCCUUCUUGGUGAAAUUUGUGUUUCAUGAAAUUAAUUAUGCAUGAAACCUAGUUGAAUAUUUAAAAAUUCUUUGACAGAGAGUGACAAUAAAAAUGGAUGACAACUGAUACUCUUGUGAAUAUUUUCUGGUUAUAAGAAGUUUGUCUUCAAUCUUAAUCUUAACUUCUAGAAAUAAAGUGAAGUUAAAGAUAAAGUUUACUAAUUAUAUGUUGCACCUUACAUAAAUUAAUUAAUGGAAGAGAGUAAGUGAAACAUGUUUAUAACCGCAUGAUAUAUGUGAUCGCGGGAAUUAGGAAGCACAAAACACCAAAAAAAUCUUAAAAUAUUUGCGCACAUGUUUGAAUUGGAAAACUAACUUUUUUGGAAAAACUAUAUAUCUAGAAUUGAGCUAAACUAUAGAUUACAUCACUGAGUGUAUUUUCCUCCCCCGUUCCUCUUAAUUUCCUUUCUCCCAUAUUGAAACGAACUCCCUUCCCCUUGUUUUCCUCCUGAGAAUUUCUUCGUAUGGAAUGGCAAUGACAGGCAAUGAAGAAAUCCAGCCCGCUCCCCUGAUACUCAAUUUCCACUUCUACGUACUCUUUCUUUCCCAAGACUGCGAUUUCUGCAUUUACUUCAAAUCCUUCAUAUGCCAUAUCUGUGACAAACGAUGGCAUUCCGAGGCCAAUCACACUUUUUAUAUUAUAUCUUAUGAUCACAGGUACGAAAUGAACAUUCAACUCAUGGCUCAGUUUUCCCUCUCCCAAAUCCUUGAAACAUGUAGCUUUGGUAUUUCCUUUUUUGUUCUUGUUUAUGAUUUCUGUGAUUCUGAACAGUCGAAGAAACGUUUGUUGCCCCUCUCAGUAUCCACAUCAACUAUACUUGGGUUCAAGAACUUAUUUCACGACGGAGAGGGUCUGUUAGAGUCUGGGGGUAUAGACAAUAAAAAUGAAUGACAACUGAUACUCUUGUGAAUAUUUUCUGGUUAUAAAUAGUUUGGUAAUCUUAACUUCUAGAAAUAAAGUGAAGUUAAGAAUAAAGUUUACUAAUUAUAUGUUGCAACUUAAAUAAAUUAAUUAAUAAUAGCGAGUAAGUGAGACGUGCUUUGAACUGCAAAAUAUAUAUUAUCGCGGAGAAUAGGAACCACAAAACACCAAAAGAUUCUUAAAAUAUCUCAUAUACAUGUUAGAAUUGGAAAACUAAUAUUUUUGGAGAAAAUGUAUAUCUAGAACCGAACUAAACUAUAGAUUACAUCACUUGUUAAGGGUCUUAAAUGAGAAUCUUUGGACUUUCAAGCAUAUCCUCGGGCGUAUUUUCCUUUCCCUCUUCAUUUUUCUUUCCUUUCUCCUCAUUGAAACGAUCAUCAUUCCCAUAGUUUUCAGUUUUCAACCAUGGUGGAACGAGAAGCGUUAUGUAGGUCACGACAUGGGGAUUUACAAUAUGACCACUUGUACUGUUCAGCCGCUCUAUUCCAGUGCUUCGAUUUGUAGCAGUCUGCCGCCUGUAUGGAUCUCACCACCCAAGUAGUACUUGCUCGAACCCAGCCUGCAGCCAUCGGCAUGAGAUGUCAAUUACUCUGUUUUUUUUCUCUCUCUCUUAGUUAUCAAUUUAUCGUUCUGCUCGGUUUUUUGCUUUUUACAUUGUUGAUCGGAACUUGUAUGAUGAACUUUAUUAUGUUUCCUUUUUGUUGGUGAAAGUCGUGAACUUCCUACGAUUCCUUUUCCGUCGCAAUGUUUUUGCUUCUUUCAUUUUUGUUUACCGGCUAUGAUCUAUGUAUAUGGAUAGAACGAUGAUUAAGUACAGAUACCAUUGGUCCAGUACACAAGAACGAAAGUAUCAGCCUUAAUAGGAGUUAACCAGUUGAAAUGGUACUAGACCGACAUUGUAUAUGGUCCGUUUUGGUCCAGCUCAAAUAUAUUUUCCUUUGGUAUUUAAAAAUUUCACCAAAUUAACGAUUACACCAAAUUUAGUCUAUAACUAAACCCAAUUGUAAAGUGCAACUUUUACCUUUUAUCUCAUCCCUCAUAGAGAUGGCUAGGUCUCUGUUUGCCGGAGAGGAUUGAGUGUCGCUUUAGAUGAGGAGAGAAAAGGAUGGAGUAAGUGUCGAUUAAAAUUCUAUUGGAGAGGAGGGCUCUGCCUGAUUUUUUUAUUCUUGCUAAUUUUCUAUCAAAAUGAUGUCGUUUCGAUGUUGGGGUAUUUUGUUUUUAAACGGAAUACUUAGUUGUUCGGUAUGAUUAAAACCGAUUAGAAUAAUGUGGUUCAUAGAUU